AUGGUUAGGCGCAGUCUUGACGUGGACGCAGAGUACACCGAAGCCUUCCACACAAAGUCGUUCCUCAACAUCUGGGCCGAAGCCCACGAACAGCCGAAGCCCACCCCAUCCCCAACUAACUUCCAGCCCAACACCAACAGCUGCCCACUCCCCAACUUCCUCCUCGAGCCCACCCAGUCCUCACUCCUCGCUGCCGCUACGGUUUCCGGCGGCGGCGCAGCUCUCCUCGAUUACCUCGACGCUACCCUCCAAUCCUCCUCCGCCUGCGCCGUUCUCCUCACCGCCAUUAACCGCACUCGCUCCAUCGACCGCUCCGUUCGGCACCACCUCCACCGCCAUGCAGGCGGCGGCUCUGCAGCUGCCGAUCUCUCCGCCUACAUCGAUCUCGGCAACCCGUUAUCAUCACAGAAUCUUUCCCCAUUUCACCGGACCCACUCGCUCUACCCUCCGCUCCUAGCCCGCCUCACCGAAGAGCGGCGGCGAAUUCGCCGCGCCGCUCGGGCUUUGCGCGCAGCAAAAAAAGCGGCCGGAAUUGUCAUCAUUGCCGCAGUGGGAACGGCGGCGGUGGUGGCUGCAGUAAUAUUGACGCACGCGGCGGCAGCGUUGGUGGCGGUGGCGGCGGUACCGGCUUUGUCUGCCGGUUGCCGGAGAAGGUGGAGGCGGUGGGUGAGCGUGAAGUGGAUGGAGAAAGCGGGAAGGAAGGUGGAUGCGGCGGCGAGAGGGGCUUAUAUUGUUGGGAGAGAUAUGGAUACAGUGAGUAGGAUGGUGAGGCGGGUGCACGAUGAGAUGGAGCACAGGCGGGACGUGGUGAGGUUGAUGUUGAAGAGUGGGGAUGAAGGGGAGAUGGCGAGGGAGGUUGUGAGGGAAUUGGAAAUGGGAGAAGUUGGGUUUGAAGAGCAGAUCGAGGAGUUGGAGGAGCACGUCUACCUUUGUUUGCUUACUAUAAACCGAAGCAGGAGGUUGGUGCAUGCCUCAUCCAUGCAUUAA
Dendrobium catenatum is the source of this 987-nucleotide messenger RNA. RefSeq names its product putative UPF0496 protein 2. Lineage: Eukaryota; Viridiplantae; Streptophyta; Magnoliopsida; Asparagales; Orchidaceae. The record is from RefSeq and is a predicted model, not a curated record. Bases 1 to 987 code for a protein of 328 amino acids. The transcript has a single exon.